GCUGCAGACAGACUACUCCACUCCACUCCAGGAAGAAGAGCAAAGAGAAAGUUCUCCAGGAUUUGGGCACGCAGGAGAAGGACAAGAAGUUUCUCUUCCUCGAGGAGGCCGACAUCGCAGACAUGACUUUCCAGCCCAGCUACGACAGCAACAUGCUGUUCCAGACCAUCAACGACGACCUGAACGCAUCGCUGGCCACGGCGGACGAGUUGUCCAAAGAGUUCAACACCCUGCUGCACAAGAACACACAGGUCCCCCCACAGCGGGCGUCUGGUAGUUGGAGUAACGUCAGCCCCGCCCUAGUUCCUCACACGCCCAGCACAGCAAGCCUCCACCAGAUGGACCCAAAGGGCUCCAUCAGCAAAAGUGCACCAACCACCCCGGCGUCCUCCGUCAGCCCGCUCUCCUCCCCGAAGAUCAGCAGGGCGCACUCCCCCCACCCCAGGGGCGUCCCCGACAGCCUCUCGUACCGCCAGAUGAGCCCCAAACAGUCGCCUGGCAGCCCCAGGCGCAGCUUGCCGGCGCACUAUGACAGGAGCCCCCGCGGCUCGCUGGGCGGCACGGAGAGGAGUCUCUCCCCUGGCCCCGCCCCCAUCUCCCGCCUGAGCCCCUACGACGGCGGGCAGGUGGGUCGCAGGUCGCCGAGGGCCGACAGAUGCCCCUCCCCUUUAUCUUUUCAGCAAUCCCCAGCCGACACGCUCCAGAGACAGUUUGUCUCCAGGAAGUCUGACGAAGGUGUGCAGAGGCACAAGAGCCAUGGCAAGUGGAACGAGACAGAUCUGGACAUGUCCUACGAGAGCAAGCCUCACCACACCUAUGACAAGACCGAGUGGGUAAGAACCUCGCUGCCAAACAGCAACUGGAGAGAGUCCAACCUGGACGGCCCUUCUCCAGCAGCCACCCUCAAAAAGAAUCCCCCUCGCUCUCAACCGCCCCCGUUUUCCCACGGUUCCCUCGCUCGGAACACUCGGGUGGCCAUACCUCCCGACAUUGCAUCCUCGUCCCAGCUGCACCAGUACAGCCCUCAGCCUAUCAUCUCCCGCAUUUCCAUCCCACCCGCAUCCGCUCAGUCCCGUCAGCGCAGGCCCAUCCCGCUCUCCGUCAUCAUGCGUCUCCAGAACCCUCAGUGGGGCGCCAUGGCCAUCCACCACCCCGGGAUGCCCGGGGAACCCCGCGAGAUACCCUACCAGCUCGGCGUGUCCCGGAACUUCUUCAAGCAGGCGGGAAUCCAGCCGCCGCCGCCGCCACCCGAGCUGAGACAACCAGCGAUUUACAGCGACGCACUGAACCCGGGUGAUAUCGAUGCAGAACUGGGCCGACUGGACCUGGUCUAUCACAUGCCGAUGAUCAGAGAGGGCGAGCCGAGCAUGCAGGCCCCUCCGCGGCCCCUCAGCCCUACCAGGCUGCAGCCUGUUGUGGCCCCAGAUGCCCAGAGCCAGGAGAUCCCGGAUCUGGAGGAGGUGCUCCGCCUCCGGGCGGAGAUCCCCCGGCCCCUGAAGCGGCGGGGCUCUGCGGAGCAGAUGCGGCCCCUGAAGAAAGCCUCCCACUACGAGCCUAACCAGUACAAGCACCUCAUCAACAAGAUGUUCCAGCGCAAGAACCGCCGUCCCAAGGGCGAGCGGGGGAGUGAGAGUAGCAGCUCGUCGGAUGGCGAGGACAACGGCGUCGUUCUUCCUCCGCCACAGGCCCCCCAGCCCCUUUCCCCCCUGGACAACAAAUCCUGUUUCCCUUUCCAGAACUACCAUUCCAUCCUGCGGCGGUCCAACCGGGAGCGCAAAGGGGCCGGGAGACGAGCUCGCCUGAGCCCGCUGGUCCUGGCGCUGGACGGGGCGCUGGUGGGCGAGCUGGAGACGGUGCAGCGAGCCGUACAGGAGAUGCAAGACCCGAGCCAGCCUAACGACGAGGGCAUCACCGCCCUUCACAACGCCAUCUGCGGCGGCCAUUACAAGGUGGUGGACUUCCUGGUCCGUAUCGGGGCCAACGUCAGCUCACCAGACAGCCACGGAUGGACUCCGCUCCACUGUGCCGCCUCCUGCAACGACCGCCCCUUGUGUGAGUUCCUGGUGAGAAACGGCGCGGCGGUCAUGGCCAUGACGGAGAGCGACGGCGCCACCGCCGCCCAGAAGUGCGACCCUUACGCCAUUGGCUUUGAGGAGUGCGAGAAUUUCCUGAGAGGCGUGGAGGAGGCCAUGGGCAUGGAGAACAGCGGCGUGCUCUACGCUCUGUGGAGCUACCCGGCUCAAGCGCCCGACGAGCUGGGCUUCCGAGAGGGCGACAUGGUCACCAUCCUGCAGAAGAAGGAGGCCUCCGACUGGUGGUGGGCGUCGCUGUGCGGCCGCGAGGGCUACGUGCCCAACAACUACUUUGGGCUCUUCCCCAAGGUGCGUCCCAAGUGCAUCUCCUGAAAAGAGCAAGUUGAAGGAUAAUUCAGUAUUCAUGUUUUGUUACUGCACUUCAAGUGGGCGGGACUUGUGACUGCAGCCAAUCACGCCUGAGCAAACAGGAAGUAGGUGCAAGUCAGUGGUCAGACUGGAGUUCAAGCUUUAGGAAUAUUUCUCUUUAUUUGUAUAUUUCAUCUGUACUUUGUGAAAAUACUUAUGUCAUUUAUAUUAUAUUUCAUAUUUACUCUUCAAGAA
This is a messenger RNA of Nerophis lumbriciformis (worm pipefish), 2636 nucleotides long. It is a transcript of the gene ppp1r13l, whose product is annotated as protein phosphatase 1, regulatory subunit 13 like. NCBI's taxonomy places the organism in Eukaryota, Metazoa, Chordata, Actinopteri, Syngnathiformes, Syngnathidae. The record is from RefSeq and is a predicted model, not a curated record. Gene Ontology annotation, biological process: regulation of transcription by RNA polymerase II; positive regulation of cell differentiation. Gene Ontology annotation, molecular function: transcription factor binding.